Messenger RNA from Lachnellula hyalina, 1614 nucleotides. RefSeq names its product Efflux pump. Gene Ontology annotation, biological process: transmembrane transport. The record is from RefSeq and is a predicted model, not a curated record. Gene Ontology annotation, molecular function: transmembrane transporter activity. Bases 1 to 1614 code for a protein of 537 amino acids. The transcript is spliced from 2 exons. NCBI's taxonomy places the organism in Eukaryota, Fungi, Ascomycota, Leotiomycetes, Helotiales, Lachnaceae.
AUGGAAACUUCCGCCGCCACUGAGUCAACUGCUAAGCCAACUGCAGCCGGCUCUUCGGAAUUUCACCCUGGCCUUCGUUUCUACGCGGCUUUUGGCAGUCUCCUGAUUGUAAUCUUUGCUGCCGCCCUGGACGCUACUUCAUUAUCAACCGCUCUACCUAUCAUAUCUCAAGACCUCAACGGUUCUGCAAUUGAAGCCUUUUGGGCCGGGACGUCCUUUCUACUCACCAGCACGGUCUUCCAGCUCACAUUCGGAUCAUUGUCUCAAACAUUUGGUCGCAAACAUCUCGUUAUCCUCGCGCUUGUUCUCUUUACUGUUGGAUCGAUAGUCGCCGCUGUCGCUAAGAAUUUUACGACCUUAUUCGUCGGGCGUAGUAUCCAGGGGUCUGGUGGGGGAGGUAUUAUCUGUCUGACGGAAAUCAUCAUUACCGAUCUUGUGCCUUUACGUGAGCGAGGAAAAUGGUUUGGCUUCCAGGGCGCAGUAUGGGCGAUUGGCUCUGUGACUGGGCCGGUAAUAGGCGGGGGUUUGGCUCAGGCCGCAUCCUGGACUUGGAUCUUUUGGAUUAAUCUUCCAAUCUGUGGCAUCGGUUUCGUUGCGGUCAUGGCAUUCCUCAAACUGAACAAAGUGCCCGGAUCUUUCAUCCCAAAGGUUACCAAGUUCGAUUGGGUGGGAGUCUGUCUACUCACUUCUUCUGCCACGAGUUUCGUAAUGGCUGUUUCCUGGGGCAAUGUUAUGUUUCCAUGGUCCUCAUGGCGAACACUUGUACCUGUGAUUCUAGGUGUCGUUGGACUUGCUGGCUUCGUCCUCUACGAAGCCAAAGUCCCGGUUGAUCCAAUAAUCCGAAUUGCCAUCUUCAAGCAGCGAACAGCUUUGAUCAGUUACUUGGGCACCUUUCUUCAUGGUGUUAUACUUUGGUGUCUGCUUUACUAUAUGCCGCUCUACUACGAAUGCGUCAAAGGCUACAGUCCAACCAUCUCGGGAGUUGCAGCCUUCCCCGAGACCUUCACCGUCGCGCCUGCCUCGGUCGUCGUUGGAGUGCUAGUUAGCAGGUGGGGUCGCUUUCGAUGGGCAGUCUGGACCGGUUGGUCUCUGAGUGUUCUAGGCAUGGGACUCCUCUACCUACUAGGACCUUACACGACAAUACCCCAAUGGCUGUUUAUAAAUCUCGUGCCGGGCCUUGGCCUGGGCAUGCUCUACUGCAGUCUUUCUUAUGGCGCGCAAGCUGGGGCAGAGGAAAAAGACGUGGCAUAUGCAGCCUCUAUGUAUACGUUCUCGCGCUCCUUUGGGCAGUGCGUCGGCCUUGCAAUUGGGGGUGCAAUAUUCCAAACACAAUUUGCUAUCAAGUUGAGGGCAUACCCAGCACUCGCAUCCCAAGCAUCCAGUCUCGCGAAGGAGGCGAGUGCGCUUGUUCAGGUUGUCAACGCAAUGGACAAGGAGUCUCCUGAGCGUGUUAUGAUUAUUGAGGCAUAUGCAGACAGUCUCAAGGUCGUCUGGGCUAUCAUGGCAGGUUUGGCCUUUGUUGGCCUCGUGACGAGUGCUUUUACAGAAGGACUCGAUAUUAACAGAGAACCUGAAGCGGAGCAAAUACUCCGAGAAAAGCUCGAUACUCCUUGA